Saccharomycopsis crataegensis is the source of this 966-nucleotide messenger RNA. Its product is annotated as sterol desaturase family protein. Gene Ontology annotation, biological process: ergosterol biosynthetic process. Gene Ontology annotation, molecular function: iron ion binding; C-4 methylsterol oxidase activity. Gene Ontology annotation, cellular component: endoplasmic reticulum membrane. The transcript has a single exon. Lineage: Eukaryota; Fungi; Ascomycota; Saccharomycetes; Ascoideales; Saccharomycopsidaceae. The coding region runs from base 1 to 966 and encodes 321 amino acids. The record is from RefSeq and is a predicted model, not a curated record.
AUGAGUAAUUCAACAGCCUCACUCAUCUCCAAGAUUGGGUUUGUAUCCCAAGUGUUUGAGGACAAUCAAACUGCGGCGGCUAUCACUGGUACCACCUUCACUUCGAUUUAUCAGGAAAUUUCUUCCUCACAAACUCAACUACAUUUCCUCGAACGUCUUUGGGCUUCAUGGUAUGUCUACAUGAAAAAUGAUGUUUUGGCCACCGGUUUGAUGUUCUUCUUACUCCAUGAGAUAAUGUACUUUGGUCGUUGCUUGCCUUGGUACAUCAUUGACAAAUUUGGAUUGUUUAGAAAAUACAAGAUUCAACCAACGGUCAUCCCAACCGACAAAGAGCAAUGGGAAUGUCUCAAAUCUGUCUUGAAAUCUCAUUUCAUUGUUGAAGCCUUGCCAAUCUGGACUUUCCACCCUAUGUGCAUGAAACUUGGAAUUUCCGUAACGGUUCCUUUCCCAGACUACACUACCAUGUUGAAACAAAUUGCAAUCUUCCUUUUCCUUGAGGAUUUAUGGCAUUAUGUCUUCCACAGAUUAUUCCAUUACAGCAUUUUCUACAAAUAUAUCCACAAGCAACACCACAAGUACGCUGCUCCGUUUGGGUUGGCUGCCGAAUAUGCCCAUCCUAUUGAAGUUAUGGCUCUUGGGUUUGGUACCGUCGGUUUUCCAAUAAUUUACGCGUACAUCUUUAACGGUUUGCAUUUAUUCACCGUGUGUUGCUGGGUCGUUACCAGAUUGUUCCAAGCUGUCGAUUCCCAUUCAGGCUACGAUUUCCCAUGGUCUUUGAACAAGUUUUUGCCAUUCUGGGCUGGCGCAGAACACCAUGACUUGCAUCACCAUUAUUUCAUUGGUAAUUACGCCUCUUCUUUCAGAUGGUGGGAUUAUGUCAUGGACACUGAAUCCGGCCCAGUUGCCAAAGCUGCUAGAGAAAAGAGAAUGAAGAACAAGACCGAAAGAAAGGUCAAAGUCAACUAA